This is a messenger RNA of Cynoglossus semilaevis (tongue sole), 9639 nucleotides long. It is a transcript of the gene hecw2a, whose product is annotated as HECT, C2 and WW domain containing E3 ubiquitin protein ligase 2a. The record is from RefSeq and is a predicted model, not a curated record. The transcript is spliced from 32 exons. Gene Ontology annotation, biological process: regulation of dendrite morphogenesis; ubiquitin-dependent protein catabolic process; protein ubiquitination. Gene Ontology annotation, cellular component: cytoplasm. Lineage: Eukaryota; Metazoa; Chordata; Actinopteri; Pleuronectiformes; Cynoglossidae. Gene Ontology annotation, molecular function: protein binding; ubiquitin protein ligase activity. The coding region runs from base 2973 to 7568 and encodes 1531 amino acids.
UUUUGUGGGUGGAGUGGGUCACAGCCCCACUGUCAAAAUGAGGUCUGUAUUGGGAGGUUUAUAUGGUCUACAUGGUCUACAUGGUCUACAUGGUCACUUCAUUGAUGAUUCAUGUCAUACUUUGCCUUACUGUGUCACACCUGCAAUGGCUGUGUGCGUCCUAUUGGGGGCCUCGCCCCUUCAUUUAGGGAACCACUGCACUUGGCCCGUUAUUUCCCCGCUUAGGAAUCCCUGGCCCGCAGCCAAACUUUCUUGCCAACCGCUGCCUGACCAAGAACCAACGACUCGGUUCCUGGAGUUUCUCCACGGCGUAGAACGUUGGAUAUAUUUCUUUGCCAUGUGUUUGUGUUCCUGUGUAGGUGUACUCAUGGGGACUAUUUUAUGGGGCACUUUGUCCUUGUGGGGACAUCUGAGUGAGAGAGUGUUUUUGAAAAGUACAGAAUAAAGACCAGACAUAUAUUUGUAAUGAGUCAGAGGCUGGAGAGUUAGUGACAUCUGCAGAGUGCUCACAAAACACGAGAACCUGUGUGGGUGUGCUGUGCUUCAGUUUGGGUCAUACUGGGGGGGGUGGCUGGUCUGUGUUGUACUUAGUUGAAGAAUCCGGUCCUAUAGAACCUCCCUUCAAACCCGUCUGUGGAACCGAUCUCACUCUUCUCCCAGCGGUGCCUUUUUCUAACCAGCUGUGUACUGCCUGGAACUGGAACUGUUGGUGCCUGCUCUGAAUGUAAACGUCCUUCGCCGAUUCUGUACAAAUCUGCUGAUCUAGUAAAAAAGGAGGUCACAUGACUUGAUGUUGGUGAAGUUCUCAGUGGGUCUGAAUCACCUCAGCAAAGAGAGGUUGAUGAGGGACCAGAGGACGCAGGUGGACCGGAGGUUGGUCUCCGUUUUUGUUUCCUCUGACUGGACGUCUCUGGACGUCUGUCAGUUUCUGCAUGUGAUCCAGUGGUGAUCUGCUGCUGCAGUGCUGUGGUUGAAUUAACUUAGUGAACGACUGUUUAUAUUGUGGUGACGGUGAUGGUGUUCAGUCGUGGACAUUUAACACUUUAAUAAGAAACACGUUUUCUUUGGUGCUUUGCUUUUCUUUGGUUCUCUUUUAGAGCAGGAACAUGUGACUGUUGUUGUGCCAUGUGUAGAACUGUUGGGUUUUUCGGUUUCUUUGACAUUAAACUAUAACUGCUAUAAUGACAAUUUGAAAAAAUCCAGAAUUGUGACCUUUGCUACAACUCACAUCAGGUCAAGUCAAAACACGUGUUGCCCGGAUAGACGGGACAGUUUUGGUUGUGAAGACGAAAAGGUUAGCAUAAUGGAUAUUAUCAUAGAAAAACAGCACCUACUAGUGGAUAAAGAACUUGGGGGCGGUCGUUGGCUCGUUUGAUUAUUUGAUUUAAUCCUCAGGUUUAAACUUUGUGUGAAACUUGAUUCAUUUGAUGUUUUUGUAUUUUAUAAAGUUUUUUUUAUUUAUCUGGUUGUGUUGUAUUAGAACCAAAAGUGCAGUUUCUGGCACAUCGUUGCAAUAAAAGUAUUGACAGGUAUUUGUUUCUGCCGCACACCGUCCAUAUUGACUCAGAUACCCGGGGUCAUUGGAGUUCUGGGGUCUUUCAACCACAGACCCCCCCCCGCGCACGACUCAUGAUGGUCAGGUUGAUGAAUGGCCUCGCCCGGUGGCAGUAACCCCCCUGGGGGGGGGGGGGAACCACCCUGUCCCAGCAGAAGAACCUGGAUAUCGAAGCAAAACGUUGUCCACCCUCUGGAUGAGGAAGUCAAAGCUCCAUAGAUACAGUUUCGUGUGACCGACUGAUGAUGUCAAAGCUGUGGUUCCCUGAGGACUGUCCUUGACAUCAACUUUCAUCCACCUUUUCCUGGGACGUGAUGUAACGUCACCGCUUGUUCUGUUGUUCUGACGAGAACGUGACUAUUGACGUGACUUCAUCUGAUCCUGGUCCAGUUCUCAGUACUGAGGCGAGUCUACGACGAACUCACAGAACCUUUCCACCGGUCUAACAGAAUGUAUUGGUUCUUGUGAACUCCAUCACUCUGUAAUUAAAAACCCAGUAGAUGGCGCCCGUGACACUCAUCUGCAUGUAUAUAGCGAGGUUGGCGUAGUUAGCUUGGCCAAAUAUUGGUGAAGAACUGAUUAUCGAAAACAAAACGCUUUUUGCUACAGCGCUGCUAAGGCACUGCUAACAGGCUAGCUCCUGGUGCACAGAUUUUAUGCAUCUGCCCGAACUGAUGCUGCUGAAGAAGAUGACGAUGAUGAAGAGGAAUUUGGGAGGACGUCGCUCCUGCAGCUCAGAGUAACGCAGCAGUCAUGGAUGUUUGGAUGUGUGUUCAUCCGUCACACAUACACCUGACACCCUGAGCCGCAGAAGAGGAAGAUCAGCGAGGGAGAGAGAGAGAGAGAGGACGAGGUGGAGGAGUUGAUGCACACACACACUCUCUCUCUCUCUCUCCCUGUCCCCCCUGUUCCCCCCUCUCUCACCCUCUCUCUCUUUUCUCUCUCUCUCUCACACACACACACACACCUCUGGACGCUGGGCCGUCGUCUCUCCGCAGCGCCGCAGCUUUCACAGGGACACCGUCUCGGUACGUGACUCUGAGCCCAGAGCUGCCUCGACUGAGGAGGGAGGGAGAGGAGAGAAGGUGCAGGGGGGCUCUAUAGCGCGGCACCCCGCCCGUCUCGCCUAAUUUGGACUGCAGGGAUAAGGAGCCUGACGGUGAUCAGGUGCUGUCACCGCCGCGUCCUGUCCGCACCUCUGCGCCAAAGGUUCCUGUUCCUGUUUCUGUUCUGAAGUCGGUGGAAUAAAAACGUCUUCACCAGUCUGUGACACCACUCUCUAAUCUGACGCUGUUUCCUCACCGACCUCAAACAGCAGAAUGUGCUGUGACAUCACUGACCGGCGUGACCAAUAGGAACCCCUGAGUAUCCACUCUUUCACUUCCUGCCUCGUCCGUUCCUCCCCCCAACAGGCAGCAUGCGUCCAUCCCUCGCCACCGCGGUCCUACCGCCCAGGACUCGAUCCCACAACCCACCAAACCUGUCCGUGGGAACCCGUGAACAUCUGUCAGCGCCACGAAGACGCAGCCCAAACAUUCGCCACACCCUCAGCCCAGAAAACCUGCGGACACUGGCAGAAAGGGGCGGGGCUGCGCUGGACACCGUGUCUGUGUCCAGUAGUCCAAUCGGCCUUCCGCGGGCCAACAGUGACACGGACCUGGUGACAUCACACAGCAGGUCCUCGUUGACUGCGUCGACCCUGGAGUACACACUGAACCGUGGUCAGAACCUCAUUAUAUCCUGGGACAUUAAAGAGGAAGUGGACGCUACUGACUGGAUUGGACUGUACCACAUAGAUGAAACAAGUCCGUCCAACGUGUGGGACUGUAAGAACAGAGGCGUGAACGGCACCCAGAAGGGUCAGAUAGUCUGGAGGCUGGAGGCCGGGCCGUACUUCAUGGAGUCCGAGACCAAGAUCUGCUUCAAGUACUACCACGGAGUGAGUGGAGCCCUGCGGGCCACCACGCCCUGCAUCACCAUCAAGAACCCUGCAGUCCUGGUGGAAGGGCUGGCAGAGCAGGUGGGAAUCGAACACCCCCGGAAACUGAUCAGUUUCACUUUAACAGAUUUACGGGCCACGGGGCUGAAGAAGGGCAUGUUUUUUAAUCCAGACCCAUAUCUGAAGAUGUCCAUCCACCCAGGAAAGAGAAGCAUCUUCCCGGUCUUCAGUCACCACGGACAAGAACGCAGAUCAGCCAUCAUCGCUAACACCAUCAACCCUGUGUGGCACGGAGAGAAGUACACAUUUGUUGCACUGAUGACGGACAUCCUGUACAUCGAGGUUAAGGACAAGUUCGCAAAGAGUCGACCAAUCAUCAAGCGGUUCCUCGGUCAGCUGGCCAUCCCUGUGCAGCGGCUCAUUGAAAAGAUUCCUGGCGUCCAGCCCGUUAGCUUAUCUCUGUGUCGGCGGCUGCCCACCGAACACGUCAGUGGUCAGUUACAGUUCAAGGUGGAGCUAACGUCAACUGGACCUGAUGGUGCUUCUCCUGACUCUAUCAUCGGCAUUUCUUCGUUAAACGGCGCUCCGGGAACUCCAUCGGAUGAUGAGGACCUCCCACAUCACCUUCCAGGGCUGGUCGCUGCAGGCCCCUCCCCCACAGGUUACCAGGGCUCUCAGGGUCCAUUUGAGGGCGGGGCCACAGCCUGCAGAGAUAAGGACUUUCCAUUUAUUGGAGAGGCCAGAUUUUCGGAGCCUGAGCGCUUGUCGGGACAUGAAAUGCUCCAGAGGUCGCUCAGCGAAGGCCUUGAUGCCAUCGAGGCCCCCAAGGGCCCCGGGGAAAGACCCCUGGGUGCUGCCUCACCCAAACUGCGCUCUAGUUUUCCCACUUAUACGAGGCUCAGUGCUAUGUUGCACAUAGAUUCAGAUGAGGACGAGGAGAGGUCGGGGGCUAACGAUAUCACCCCGGUGCCGCUGUCGCCGCUGCUGAUCAACGGAAUAACUCCAGACAUGGACGUCCCCGACGACGGAGGCUUUUUUCCUGAAAUUCAGCAGCUGGAGCUGCAUGGACCCUCUGUGGUGGAGGUGGAGCCUGAGGCUUUGUCAGAGGAGGUCGCCCCUGAGGAGGGGGUGUUGGCAGGUUUGGAUCUAGACGACGUGUUGGAGCCGGAUGUCUUUUCAGAGGUGGACGAGGGUCCGUUCACAGAGGCCGAUGCUCAGACGGCGAUGGGGGAGGAGCCUGGAGGAGGACAUGUGCCUGCUGAGGAAGGUUCGUCAGAGAUGGAUACCUGCUCCAUGGCAACCGCUCCACAGACGCUCUACUCAUUAUCAGAGAGCUGUUUAGGAGCAGUGACCUCAGCUGUGGAACCAGCAGAGGGAGCAGAGACAGCCAUCGAUCCGGGGGGGCCAGACGUCUCCAGCCUCCCGAGGACCAGACAGGAUGAUGAAGGUGACGGAGAUCCUGACGUCUUUGAGGCUGAAGGACAAGCUCUGCCGGCCAGUGAGCAGCAGCAGCAGCAGGAGGAGGUGGGGGAGAUAAGUGUGAGGAGGCUGAGUCUGCAGGCUGUGGGGGGGGCGUCUGUGGAGGAGGAAGGCGAGAACACCAAGCGUCAGAAUGAUGAGGUGUCUACAGAUCCAGAGCAGGAGCAGAGAGGAGCUGUUGAAGAUGAAGGGGCCCAGGUCAUAGGUCAUCCUGUUCGCUCUCUCCCCUCCGUACGACACGAUAUCCACAGAUACCAGCGUGUGGAUGAGCCACUGCCCCCUAGUGAGUACUGGGAGGCUCGGAUCGACAGUCACGGCAGGAUCUUCUUUGUGGACCAUGUGAACAGAACCACGACAUGGCAGCGUCCCACUGGACCUCCGGCCCCACAGGGCCUGACUCGCUCCAACUCCAUUCAGCAGAUGGAGCAACUGAACCGCAGAUACCAGAGCAUCAGAAGAACCAUCACCAACAGUGAGCGGUCCGAGGACACCUCCGUGGACCUGGUCCCUGAACCAGAGACUGAACUCAUAUCCCACCCCAUGUCUGAGUACCGGCGAGAGAGCACGGUGGCUCACACGGGCAGCCGCUCACGCCUCUCUCUGCUGCUCCAGUCUCCCAGCGCCAAGUUCCUGUGCAGCCCAGACUUCUUCACCGUGCUGCAUUCAAACCCUAGUGCCUACCGCAUGUUUACAAGCAACACCUGCCUGAAGCACAUGAUCAGUAAGGUGCGCCGGGACGCUCAUUACUUCGAACGCUACCAGCACAACCGCGACCUCGUCACUUUCCUCAACAUGUUUUCUAACAAGCAGCUGGAGCUUCCCCGAGGGUGGGAGAUGAAGCACGACCACACUGGGAAGGUGUGUGUUUCCUCCGCUCAUCAAGAGCCUUUCUUCGUGGAUCACAACUGUCGCUCCACGACCUUCAUCGAUCCACGGCUGCCGCUCCAGAGUUCCCGCUCCACUGGUCUGCUGGCCCACCGCCAACACCUGAGCCGACAACGCAGCCACAGUGCUGGAGAGUGUCUCCUCUUGUCCCAGGUGGUGGACGACUCCCGGCAGACCAACCAGGCCAUCGUGCCCCGCCCCUCCAGCACGUUCAGCGGCUCCAGUCGGAGUCAGUGCCCUGAUGUGGUGCCUGUGGCCUACAAUGACAAGAUCGUGGCCUUCCUACGGCAGCCCAACAUCUUAGAGAUCCUGCAGGAGAGGCAGCCGGAGCUGAGCAGGAACCACUCCCUCAAAGAGAAGGUGCAGUUCAUCCGUACAGAGGGAGUCAAUGGUCUGGCUCGUCUGUCCAGUGACGCUGACCUAGUGAUGCUGCUGAGUUUAUUUGAAGAGGAAGUGAUGUCGUACAUCCCCCAGUUACUCCACCCAGGUUACUGUCUGUCCUCCCCCCAGAGCUCCCCUGGCACCCAGAGAGCCAACGCUCGCGCUCCUGCUCCCUAUAAGCGAGAUUUUGAAGCUAAACUGAGAAACUUCUAUCGCAAGUUGGAGACCAAAGGUUACGGCCAAGGACCAGGAAAAGUCAAGCUGAUCAUUCGUAGAGACCACCUUCUAGAAGAUGCCUUCAACCAGAUCAUGUGUUAUUCUCGUAAAGACUUGCAGAGAAGUAAACUGUACGUCAGCUUUGUGGGUGAGGAUGGACUGGACUACAGUGGACCUUCCAGAGAGUUCUUUUUCCUGGUGUCCAGAGAACUGUUCAACCCGUACUAUGGCCUGUUUGAAUAUUCGGCCAACGACACGUACACGGUCCAGAUCAGCCCCAUGUCUGCGUUUGUGGACAACCAUCAUGAGUGGUUUCGCUUCAGUGGACGGAUCCUGGGCCUGGCCCUGGUCCAUCAGUACCUGCUGGACGCCUUCUUCACCAGACCCUUCUACAAGGGCCUGCUUCGCAUUCCCUGUGAUCUGAGUGACCUGGAGUUCCUGGACGAAGAAUUCCACCAAAGUCUCCAGUGGAUGAAGGACAACGACAUCGAGGACAUGCUGGACCUCACCUUCACCGUCAACGAAGAGGUGUUUGGACAGAUCACAGAGAGAGAGCUGAAGCCCGGGGGGGCGGGUAUCCCAGUGUCCGAGAAGAACAAGAAGGAGUACAUCGAGCGAAUGGUCAAGUGGCGUAUCGAGAGAGGCGUGGCCCAGCAGACGGAGAGUCUGGUCAGAGGCUUCUACGAGGUGGUGGAUGUGCGGCUGGUGUCGGUUUUCGAUGCCAGGGAGCUGGAGCUGGUGAUUGCAGGUACUGCAGAGAUCGACCUGGCCGACUGGAGGAACAACACAGAGUACAGAGGAGGUUACCAUGACAACCACAUCGUGAUUCGCUGGUUCUGGGCAGCGGUGGAAAGAUUCAACAAUGAGCAGAGGCUCAGGCUGCUGCAGUUUGUGACGGGGACGUCCAGUAUUCCCUAUGAGGGGUUUGCCUCCUUGAGGGGCAGUAAUGGGCCUCGCAGAUUCUGUGUGGAGAAGUGGGGAAAAAUUACCUCCUUACCCAGGGCUCACACCUGCUUCAACCGUCUGGACCUACCACCUUACCCGUCCUUCUCCAUGCUCUAUGAGAAGCUGGUCACUGCAGUGGAGGAAACCAGCACCUUUGGUUUGGAGUAACGACCAGACAGAGAGGCGACCUGGAGAAAUAAAAUGAUUUCCUCCAAACGGCGACUACGUCAUCUCCCCCUCAGCACAGGAUUGACCACAGAGCUCCGCUUCUCUCUCACAUUCCUGUCCAAGGUGAGCACUCUCUGGAGGAGUGGAGGAGAAGUGGAACAAACUCACAGGUUUCUCGUGUUCACUGCAGCCACACCUGUGCUUUAACUUUUUUUUUUUACGUUCAUGGCCUUGGUUUCUAAAUCUGAGGACAUCGUGUCUUCAACCUGCACCUCAGAGACAGUGGCUCCUGUUUCCUCUCUGGACCUCCGACCUGUGUCUUUUAUGCACUGAGGCUGCAUUAUUAUAAACUACUGUACCACACACACACACACACACUCACACACACACAGAAAUGACCAGUGUCUGUUCCAGAGGUAGUUGUUUACAUAGCAGAGACAGUGUCAGGUUGUCACAGUGGAAUUUAUGUCUUCACUAGGGAUGUCUGAUAUUAUUCAACGACCGAUAUUAUCGGCCCGAUGUUAGCAUAAUUAUGUAAUAUAAUAAGAAUCAUUAUCGGUUUUUCCUCCGAUAACGAAAACCUGAUAACACAAUGUCUGGGUUUCACCAAAUGAUGAGUGACCUAAUAAUAUUUUCGGGGAAAAACAGCUGUAUAUGAAAGUGAAAGCCACUAGAUGGCAGCAUUGCAGCUCAUUUUAUUAAUCUACUUUAGUAUGUAAGAUGCUGGUGCCGGCAACUCAUACAGUGGUUUGUACUGAUAAAUAAAUAAAUAUUGCCAGGCCCUUAAUAAUAUUUCAAUUUGCAGGGGUGGUUAAAAAACUUUUAUCCCCUGGGGGGGCAUGGGAGAAAAUAAAUGAGAAACACUGCUUUAACCCAUCACUUUAGUGAGCAGGGGGCAGUUAACUUCCUUAACCACCAGGCCACCACUGCCCCGUUGUAUCGGUAUGGUUGAUACGGGAAUAUCAGCAAAAAAGUCAAUAUGGGACAUCCCUACUCUUUACUUUAGGCUGAAGAAGUUGCAAAAAUCAACUAAUCAUAAUUAACAAAGUCAAAAUACAACUCACACUUUUGUUGUGCAUGUGUGUAAAAUCUUUAACAUUUCAAUUUUAGAAAAUAUUUUUUUAUGGUGGAAAUGCGGUGGAAACCUGAGUGGUGCUCCUGACAGCAAGGUAACAACACCUACAACGCAGGUUGUAGGUGUUGUAGGUGUGAGUGUGAAUGCGGUUGUGAAUGGUUGUUUGUCUCUAUGUGAUGGACCAGGACAACUGUCCAUUUGCUCUGAAUCAAAUUGAUUUGUACCUGGUCACAUGGUCCACAUAAAUAUAUAAAUAUGUGGAAAGUGACUUUUAUUUGCCACUUCAGAAUUUUACAUUUUUGACUUGAAUUCACCUGAGUUUAUAUUUAAGAGACACAGAUCACUGACAUUGUGUUAGUACUGAUCACUGACGGUGUGUCGGUACCUUGGACAACAACUCUUCAAAAACACCUGAAAUAUUCCGUUAAAAUAAUUUGAAAGCCUGUGGUGACGUGGACAAAGAUGAGCCUGAGACUGUCAGUUACACACACACACACACAUACACACACACACACAUACAUACAUGGGGUGCAUGCAAGAUUACAUGUAUUGUACAAAGUUCUGAGUUCUACCACUGGGGCUGGAACCGUUGGACAGUCCCAGAUGUGGUGUGAGAUGUGGAUGCAGACGUCUGUGUCUCCGUCAGUAUCUCUGUCCACUUCUGCAUGCCGGAAUCUUCCCGGCCAGCUCUGUGAGCUGCGGCGGGGCAGAAACCCAUAGGUGGCGUUGUGUCAUAGCUCGAUAUUGCAUGCUGAACUAGUGCAACACUCCGUCCUUACUAGCUUCUUUGCAUGAGGUUCUUAUUAAAACUUUGUGAAAAGGCAGCGGUUUAGCUUUGGUUCUGGGCCCAGUGGCCUCGGACAGAGUCAGGUGUGCAUGAGGCCACAGGUCACCUGGGACAUGUGACCUCACACGCACCUGAGUCUCAGCUCUGAUUGGACCUGUGAGACUGAGGGACCGUUUCAGUGACCAGUGUCACGGCACCGGGUCCCUGUA